Messenger RNA from Ramularia collo-cygni, 1452 nucleotides. RefSeq lists its product as uncharacterized. The coding region runs from base 1 to 1452 and encodes 483 amino acids. Lineage: Eukaryota; Fungi; Ascomycota; Dothideomycetes; Mycosphaerellales; Mycosphaerellaceae. Gene Ontology annotation, cellular component: membrane. The record is from RefSeq and is a predicted model, not a curated record. The transcript has a single exon. Gene Ontology annotation, molecular function: peptidyl-prolyl cis-trans isomerase activity.
AUGCGCGCCUCCGGUGCCGCCGCCCUCCUCUCCCUCCUCUCCACCGCCGCCACGCUCCCCGCACCGCCCAGCGAGACCCUUUCCUCGGGCCUCAUCAUCGAACACAUCAGCGGGCCAGCGACAUGCGAUCGGCCCACGCGCAAACAUGACAAGGUCGCCAUGCACUACAGAGGCAGCCUGCUGUCCAACGGCGAAGAGUUCGAUCAGAGCUACAAACGCGGCAAACCCUUCCAAUUCGUGCUCGGCACGCAUCAGGUGAUUGCAGGAUGGGAUGAGGGUCUCAUGGACAUGUGCAUUGGGGCAAGCAGAAAACUGACCAUACCUGCUGAGCUGGGGUAUGGAAGUAGAGGUGCACCUCCCCAUAUCCCGCCUGAUGCUGUGCUGGUUUUCGAGACGAAGUUGGUGGAUAUCGUUGAGUUCAGCAAGGAUAAAGUGACGACGACGACAUCAAGAGUCGUGUCCACGAGCACGGAGUCCGGCACAACGACAACCGUGUCUUCACGACCUACAUCGGCGCCAGCACCGACACGUACGCCAGAUGUCGCGGAAGCAAAGAAACCGUCCGACGAUACUGGACCUCCCCAACAAGCACAGUGCCACUUGCUGGGUCCUUUCGCCCUCGUAGCCCAAGCUGGUCUUGGGUUCCUCGCCCUGCUCAUUCUUAUUUGGAAACGCUGGCGCGAAGUCCCGAAACGGCCUUGGAAGAUCUUCUUCUUCGAUGUCUCCAAGCAAGUGUUUGGCUCCAUGCUGGUGCACGUCAUCAACCUAGCCAUGUCGAUGCUCAGCUCUGUAGACGUCGCCAGUGCUGCCGCUGUAGCCGCCGAGGCCAUAGCAGAGUCAUCUGACAAGUCGGAUGGCAGAGUGCCAAACCCCUGCUCCUUCUACGUGCUCAACUUGGGAAUCGAUACCACGCUCGGGGUACCAGUGCUCUAUGUUCUGCUGAAGUUGCUACACCGCAUCUUCGCCUACACUCCCCUGGCAAAUCCGCCGGAAUCCAUCAAGAGCGGAAACUAUGGCCAACCUCCUCAGGUGGCAUGGUACUUCAAACAGUUGCUCAUCUACUGCAUCGGAUUGAUUGGAAUGAAGCUCUUCGUCUUCUUUCUCUUCAUGGCCAUGCCAUUCCUCCCCUGGAUAGGAGACUGGGCUCUGCGCUGGACGGAAGGCAGCGAGGCGCUUCAAGUCGCCUUCGCACUCUUUAUCUUCCCCCUGGCCAUGAAUGCGAUACAAUACUGGAUCGUCGACGGGUUCAUCAUGGACAAGAAGCAGGCAGAAAGUGGCCCUGAAUAUCAGAGAGUUGACGAAGAGAGUAGCGAGGAAGAUACUCUGGUGCCUGAGGAAGUGGACGUACGUGUUCCCAGCAAAGAUGACGGUCAGCCCAUGUUAAGAGAAGUCGAUCCGGAGCCUUUGGGCAGCCGAUAUGCGGACGAAGGAGGAAGUGGGAGGAGCAGGUAG